GGAAAUCGAAAAUGAUCUAUGGUCGAACGGAUAUUUGUAAAUAAUUUCUACCUCACAACUAUGCACAAUGUACAUGUUUCAUAAUAAAACUGUUUAUACACAAUAAAUUGAUAGUUCUUUUUAUUUAAUCUGCAACACUGUAUAAUUCAUAUGCGAUCAUAACCAAAAAUCAAAUAACUGCAAUUACAUCGUUCGUGUUACCCGUGUGUUUUAUUGAAUGACUAAUCUGUCCACGUGCCAAUGGAUGCCGACUGCAAAAAUUCUGUUAAUCGUCUUUUAGAAUUAAAUAAUUAAAAGAAAAAUGGUAAUUGCAAUUGGAUUCGAAGGUAGUGCAAAUAAAUUGGGUGUUGGAGUUGUUCAAGAUCAAAAUGUUUUGUCAAAUGUACGGCAUACGUAUAUUACUCCACCAGGCGAAGGGUUUUUACCUCGUGAAACUGCGCAACACCACAGAGAACAUAUUCUUGCUGUCUUACAAAAGGCAUUAGAUGAUGCUAAAAUAACAUUAAAAGAUGUGGAUGUCAUAUGCUAUACAAAAGGACCAGGAAUGGGAGCACCAUUAACAGUUGCUGCAUUAGUGGCAAGAACAGUUGCUCAAUUAUAUAAUAAACCGAUUGUUGCAGUCAAUCAUUGUAUCGGUCAUAUUGAAAUGGGGAGAUUGAUUACAGGAAGUAUAAAUCCCACUGUUUUAUAUGUUUCUGGUGGAAAUACACAGGUCAUUGCGUAUUCUCAGCAGAAAUAUCGUAUAUUUGGUGAAACAAUAGAUAUUGCUGUUGGAAAUUGUCUAGAUCGUUUUGCAAGAUUAUUAAAGCUGUCAAAUGAUCCUAGUCCUGGUUAUAAUAUAGAACAAUUAGCAAAAAAAGGGAAUAAAUUAGCUCCAUUACCUUAUGUAGUAAAAGGUAUGGAUGUAUCUUUUUCGGGAAUUUUAAGUUACAUAGAGGAACAUCUUUCUUCUUGGCUUAACUCCAAAGAAUUUACUCCAGAAGAUUUAUGUUUUUCUUUACAAGAAACAGUAUUUGCCAUGCUUGUUGAAAUUACAGAGCGAGCAAUGGCCCAUGUGAAUUCAUCUGAGGUGUUAAUUGUUGGUGGUGUAGGGUGUAAUGAAAGAUUACAGGAUAUGAUGGGAAUUAUGUGUAAAGAAAGAAAUGCAAUACUUUAUGCUACAGAUGAAAGAUUUUGUAUAGAUAAUGGUGUAAUGAUCGCUGUAGCUGGAUUACUUCAAUAUAAAAGUAGUGGACAUACACCAUGGAUAGAAACAACUUGUAUACAAAGAUAUCGGACAGAUGAUGUACAUAUUUUUUGGAGAGAAUAAAUCUUGUGUAAAAUCAUUUGUUAUAAUAUUUCUUAAAUAAUAAACGUUUUGAUAUAUAGUU
Megachile rotundata (alfalfa leafcutting bee) is the source of this 1370-nucleotide messenger RNA. It is a transcript of the gene Tcs3, whose product is annotated as Probable tRNA N6-adenosine threonylcarbamoyltransferase Tcs3. Lineage: Eukaryota; Metazoa; Arthropoda; Insecta; Hymenoptera; Megachilidae. Gene Ontology annotation, cellular component: cytoplasm; EKC/KEOPS complex. Gene Ontology annotation, biological process: tRNA threonylcarbamoyladenosine modification. The record is from RefSeq and is a predicted model, not a curated record.